AUGACCCGAAUUCUCUUUGUGAAGGACAAUGCUCCCAGUCUCUGUGGGGCUAGACUGAAGCAGGUGGUUCCUGGUGCCCAGGAUUGGACCCUCUCUUCUCAGGCAUUUCUUUUUUGCCUUGCAGUUGGGAAUUAUACGCAGGCUAUCGAAUGUGCCAAGACCUAUCUCCUCUUCUUCCCCAACGAUGAGGUGAUGAACCAGAAUCUGGCCUACUAUACAGCCAUGCUUGGAGAAGAACCAGCCAGAUCCAUUGGCCCCCGUGAGAGUGCCCGGGAGUACCGACAGCGCAGCCUGCUCGAGAAAGAACUGCUCUUCUUCGCCUACGAUGUCUUCGGAAUUCCCUUUGUGGAUCCGGAUUCAUGGACUCCAGAAGAGGUGAUUCCCAAAAGAUUGCAAGAGAAACAAAAGUCCGAACGGGAAACAGCCGUCCGCAUCUCCCAGGAGAUCGGAAACCUUAUGAAGGAGAUUGAGACCCUGGUGGAGGAGAAGACCAAGGAGUCGCUGGAUGUGAGCCGGCUGACGCGGGAAGGUGGCCCCCUGCUCUAUGAAGGCAUCAGUCUCACCAUGAACUCCAAAGUCUUGAACGGUUCGCAGAGGGUGGUGAUGGACGGCGUAAUCUCCGCUGACGAGUGCCGGGAGCUGCAGAGACUGACCAACGCAGCAGCGACCUCGGGAGAUGGCUACCGGGGUCAGACCUCCCCACACACCCCCAGUGAAAAGUUCUAUGGCGUCACGGUCUUCAAAGCCCUCAAGCUGGGACAGGAAGGGAAAGUCCCCCUGCAGAGCGCCCACCUGUACUACAGUGUGACCGAGAAGGUGCGGCGCGUCAUGGAGUCCUACUUCCGCCUGGACACGCCACUCUACUUCUCCUACUCCCACCUGGUGUGCCGCACCGCCAUCGAAGAGGCACAGGCCGAGAGGAAGGACAGUAGCCACCCAGUCCACGUGGACAACUGCAUCCUGAAUGCCGAGGCCCUCGUGUGCAUCAAGGAGCCCCCUGCCUACACCUUCCGGGACUACAGUGCCAUCCUUUAUCUAAAUGGGGACUUCGAUGGAGGAGCAUUCUAUUUCACUGAACUAGACGCCAAGACUGUGACGGCAGAAGUGCAGCCCCAGUGUGGGAGGGCCGUGGGAUUCUCUUCAGGCACUGAGAACCCGCACGGGGUGAAGGCUGUCACCAGAGGGCAACGCUGUGCCAUCGCCCUGUGGUUCACGUUGGACGCGCGGCACAGUGAGAGGGACCGGGUGCAGGCGGAUGACCUGGUGAAGAUGCUCUUCAGCCCAGAGGAGAUGGACCUCUCCCAGGAGCAGCCCCAGGAAGCCCAGGAGGGGGCCCCCAAGCCUGUAGAGGAGUCUCUGCCUGGCAGUGAGUCGGGACACAAGGAUGAGCUCUGACAGCGUCUGGCUCGCUGUGGAGGGGUGAGCGGACGCACCCUGAGGAACUGUGUCCUCCACCGGGCGGCCCCCGGGGGCUGCGGUCUGCCGCCCGGCGGGACCCUGCUCGCAGCCGUCCGCACGGUGCUACCGCUCUCGGAGUGGACAUGGCGGGACGGCCCUCUUGCCUCCAGACCCGGCUGAGGGCUCAGGACGCAGGCCCGGAGCCGCCCCCGGGGGCCUGCUCAGGCAGCCGAGUGACAGCACUGCAGUAUUUAAGUGUCUGUGUAGACAACCAAAGAAUAAAUGAUUUGUGGUUUUUUA
Messenger RNA from Leptonychotes weddellii (Weddell seal), 1698 nucleotides. Lineage: Eukaryota; Metazoa; Chordata; Mammalia; Carnivora; Phocidae. The record is from RefSeq and is a predicted model, not a curated record.